Molecule: messenger RNA, 546 nt
Organism: Peronospora farinosa
Lineage: Eukaryota; Oomycota; Peronosporomycetes; Peronosporales; Peronosporaceae
Source: the annotation of a GenBank genome assembly
AUGUCAGAUACCACCACUAAUCCCGCCCAGGGAGACAUGGCCAAGCAGGAAGAGGACUCGCGUAAGGUCAAUUUAGUGUCCAUGGAUGGCGACAGCUUUGAAGUCUCUCGUAGCGUCGCCGCCAUGAGUGAGUUGGUCAAGACGCUCAUAUCCGAUGAUGCCGACGACGAGGAAGUUCAGGAGAUCCCUCUGCCUAAUGUCAAGAGCCCUGUUUUGUCCAAGGUGAUUGAGUUUUGUAGCCAUCAUCACAACAAUCCCAUGCGUGAGAUUGAGAAGCCACUUAAAAGCGCCGAUAUGCACGACGUUGUGUCGGAUUGGGACGCUAAUUUCGUAGACAUUGAGCAGGAGAUCCUGUUUGAACUCAUCUUGGCUGCCAAUUACAUGGACAUUAAGAGUCUCUUGGAUCUCGCCUGUGCCAAAGUGGCGAGUAUGAUUAAGGGCAAGACACCGCAGGAGAUUCGGGAGGCAUUUAACAUUGUUAAUGACUUUACGCCUGAGGAAGAGGCGCAGAUUCGGGAGGAGAACAAGUGGUGCGAAGAAGCGUAA